Messenger RNA from Ramularia collo-cygni, 882 nucleotides. Its product is annotated as related to D-arabinitol 2-dehydrogenase. The record is from RefSeq and is a predicted model, not a curated record. Gene Ontology annotation, cellular component: intracellular anatomical structure. Bases 1 to 882 code for a protein of 293 amino acids. Gene Ontology annotation, molecular function: oxidoreductase activity, acting on NAD(P)H, oxygen as acceptor. NCBI's taxonomy places the organism in Eukaryota, Fungi, Ascomycota, Dothideomycetes, Mycosphaerellales, Mycosphaerellaceae. The transcript has a single exon.
AUGGCUCCCUCAGCGAUUGUCAGUGAUCUUGCUACCCCUGCAGACGUUCCAGAGUCCAAGCAGACCCCGGCAAAUGCCCCAACACCGCAACUGUUCUCUCUUGCUGGCCGGACCGUGGCCAUCACUGGCGGUGGAAGAGGUGUUGGCAUAACCCUCGCCAUUGCCGUAGUCGAGGCCGGAGGAUGCGUUGCUUGUCUAGAUAUCCUACCAGAGCCAUCACCGGCAGAAUGGAAGCAAUUGCAACAACUUGCUCAAAAAUCUGGACUCUCUGCAACGUACAGCAAAUGCGACAUCACGAACGAAGACGAGGUCUCUCGCCUACUAGAUGAGAUCGCAACAGAAGCAGCUGGAAGAUCGGCUCCUUUCUCCGGAAUCGUAGCUUGUGCGGGAAUCCAGCAGACUACUCCAGUAGUAGACUAUUCCGUGGCAGACUUCAAUAGAAUGAUGAACGUUAACGUUACUGGUACCUUCAUCACAGCAAAGCACGCCACACGAGUCUUCAUCAAGAACAAGAUCAAGGGGUCGAUCGUCUUGAUAGCUUCCAUGUCCGGUAGUGUUGCAAACCGUGGACUUGCAUGCAGUGCUUACAACACAAGCAAGUCUGCCUUGCUCCAAUUGACCAGAUCUAUGGCGCAGGAGAUUGGACAGCACGGUAUCCGGAUCAACUCUCUGUCCCCAGGAUACAUCCGAACUGCCAUGACGGAUGCGCUGCUUGCUGCGGAGCCUGAGGUGGAGAAAGUAUGGAUGGCAGGAGCGCUGUUGGGAAGAUUGGGUGCUCCAGAAGACUUCAAAGCGCCGGCGGUUUUCUUACUGGCUGAUGGCAGCUCAUUCAUGACUGGAGCCGACCUGCGAGUGGAUGGUGGGCACUGCGCCUCUGCUUGA